Molecule: messenger RNA, 3731 nt
Organism: Gadus macrocephalus (Pacific cod)
Lineage: Eukaryota; Metazoa; Chordata; Actinopteri; Gadiformes; Gadidae
Gene: gprc5c
Product: G protein-coupled receptor, class C, group 5, member C
Exons: 5
Coding region: 354-1604 (416 amino acids)
Biological process (GO): G protein-coupled receptor signaling pathway
Cellular component (GO): extracellular exosome; plasma membrane; intracellular membrane-bounded organelle
Molecular function (GO): G protein-coupled receptor activity; protein kinase activator activity
Source: RefSeq, a predicted model, not a curated record
CUCAGAACUUCAGAAGCCGACCUCAGCCCGUGUUUGGUGUGAUCACUAAUCCGGGGGUAGGGAGGGAGAGAGGCAGGCCCUAUACUUCUCUCGCUUAUAGAUGCGAGCACAGUUCCUUUCCUUUGAUUCUCUCCAGUCACAGUGAUCCUGCACCGCGCGUUCCACUUCACCUCCUGCUGCGUGAAGUCGCUCGUCCCGCAAGAGUUGAAGGAGCAGCCGAGACCGCCAAGCCACCGCCCUGACCAGCCGACUGUCCCACCUUCCCCCUCGGAUCCUCUGGACCCAGACCCCUCGCUCUCCCCUCGCUCUCCCCUCGCUCUCCCCUCGCUCUCUCCCCCCUGGCGCCCGGCGCGAUGGCGGCCAACAGCAGCGUGGUGCAGGGCUGCGGCCCCAGCGUGGACUCGCUCUACUCCAACCUGUGUGACCUGACGGCAGCGUGGGGCAUCGUGCUGGAGGCGCUGGCCGCGGCCGGCGUGGUGCUGUCCCUCGUGCUCUUCAUCUCGCUGCUGGCCGGCAUUCCCUUCAUGACGGACAAGAACCAGCGGAGCUCGCUGGGGCUGCACGCCUGCUUCCUGGUCUCCACGCUGGGCCUCUUCUGCCUGACCUUCGCCUUCAUCGUGGGGAAGGACUUCGCCACAUGCGCCUCGCGGCGUUUCCUCUUCGGCGUGCUGUUCGCCGGCUGCUUCUCCUGCCUGCUGAUGCAGUCGGUGCAGCUCAACGUCCUGGCCAGGCGGACCGAAGGGCCCCGGGGGUGGGCCCUGGUCCUGGGGGCCGCGGGGCUGUUCCUGGUGGAGGCCAUCAUCAACACCGAGUGGCUCAUCAUCACGGUGGUGCGCUACCCGCUGGCGCCGCUCAACGCCACGGCGGCGCUGGGCCGCGCCUCGGCCACGCCCUGCAACAUCGCCAACGAGGACUUGGUCAUGGCGCUGAUCUACGUGAUGGCGCUGAUCGCCGCGCUGGUCCUCGGCAGCCUGGCGGCCAUGGGGGGUCCGCACAAGCAGUGGAGGGGCCAGGCGGCCGGGCUGCUGCUGAUCAGCCUGCUCUCCGCGGGCAUCUGGGCGGCCUGGAUCGCCAUGUACGUCUACGGCAACGACCGGCACGGGAGCGGCCCGCAGUGGGACGACCCCACCCUGGCCAUCGCCCUGGUGGCCAGCGGCUGGGUGUUCCUGCUCCUCCACACCGUCCCGGAGGUGUGCUGCUGGGGGGCGGCGGAGGACAGCCAGGAGAGCUUCCCGGAGGACGCGUACCCCAGCCGGGCGGUGGGCUACGAGACUAUCCUGAAGGAGCAGAGCUCCCAGAACAUGUUCAUGGAGAACAAGGCCUUCUCCAUGGACGAGCCCGGCCAGGGGAACAAAGGUCUGAAGCCCGUGUCGCCCUACAGCGGGUACAGCGGGCAGCUGCGCAGCUCGGUGUACCAGCCUACGGAGCUGGCCCUCAUCAGCCAGGGCCAUCCCCAGACUGAGCUGUCCUACAACACCAUCAUCCCCCGGGCCUCCACCGGCUCCCCCGCCCAAAGCGGUGGCAGCACCCCCACCCUGCAGGGCGACAACGGACACGCCCACGGCAACAACGGGAACGGGCUGCAUAAGGCACCCCAGUGGUGAGCCCCGGAGACACGUCCCAGCAGCCCCCAGCCUCAGCCUCCAUCAGCCUCCAUCAGCCUCCAUCAGCCUCCAUCAGCCUCCAUCAGCCUCCAUCCUGGAGCUCGCUUCCCUCCACCCUGUUUACCCACCCACAUUAUUUUUUCUUGUUUGUUAUUUUAUAAAUAUUAGUUUUUCUUAACGCUGCGGCCAUCGGUGAAACCCUGAGCUGGUUCUGAAAGGGAGUAACACCACCUUCACACAACAUGCCCCCCCUCCACCUCAACCCCUCCACCCGCACAAGAGAACCUCACCGGAUCCACAUUGAUGAGGGGGGGGGGGGGGGGGGAGAUAAAGAAAAGCCCCGGCUCAAGCUUCUAUUGAAAGGCCCCCCAGCCGGUCGUACCGGGACUGUUGAACGGUCAGAUGAACGGACAGAUGAACGGACUGUUGAACGGACAGAUGAACGGACAGAUGAACGGACUGUUGAACGGACAGAUGAACGGACUGUUGAACGGACAGAUGAACGGUCAGAUGAACGGACAGAUGAACGGACAGAUGAACGGACAGAUGAACGGACAGAUGAGCGGUCAGAUGAACGGACUGUUGAACGGACAGAUGGACGGACAGAUGAACGGACAGAUGAACGGACAGAUGAACGGACAGAUGAACGGACAGAUGAGCGGUCAGAUGAACGGACAGAUGAACGGACAGAUGAACGGUCAGAUGAACGGACAGAUGAACGGUCAGAUGAACGGACAGAUGAACGGACUGUUGAACGGACAGAUGAACGGUCAGAUGAACGGACUGUUGAACGGACAGAUGAACGGACAGAUGAACGGACAGAUGAACGGACUGUUGAACGGACAGAUGAACGGACAGAUGAACGAACAGAUGAACGGUCAGAUGAACGGACAGAUGAACGGUCAGAUAGACGGACAGUUGAACGGACUGUUGAACGGACAGAUGAACGGACAGAUGAACGGACAGAUGAACGGACAGAUGGACAGACAGAUGGACGGACAGUUGCACGGACAGAUGAGGCGUGCGGGGGCUGACAGCUGGGAACCGGGAGGGAGAUCACGGCCCUCCUGUACGAAGGACACACUGAUAAACACGAGCACCUGCACACAAUGGGCACGCAAGCACACAAGUCCACGCGCACAAGCACACACGCACAAACAGGCACACACAGGGUGAGGAUGUUCUCAGGCGCGCUUCGGGGCGGUGGAGACGCGCCUCAGCGAUGUGGGAGCAGGAGACGUCACGGACACAGAGCCGGGGGUUUGUUGGAGAACUCUGGGGCUGGGGAUCGUCUGGAACAGGUUCUGUUCUCACCAGAGAGAGGGUCAAGCAUGUGGAGCUGCUCACAUAUUAACCAGCAUGCUGUUCAUGAUCAGGUUUAGAAAUAGAUUUCACUUUGUUUUAUUUGUGCCUGAACCUGCAGAUAUCCAUAGUUAGUUUAGUUUUAAAUAUUCAAGUGUAAUUAUUUUUUUAAUUAACUCUUAAUUAUUCAUGGAAGCUGGUCCACAUACAUAUUUAAAGGUUGGGUAUGGAAUUCGCUUUUUUGGCCAUUUUUGCAAAAUUACUUGAAAUCCUUAUCAUAACCCACUUACAGCCACUGAGUUAGAAGUACUGACAUGAAAAUUAAACAAGUCAAUCAUCUGUGGAACGGGCAGGGCUCGAAAAACUCCAGCCAAUGAUUUCCAUUGCCACCGAGUUGCAUUGGACAGUAAGUACGUCAAUCAAACGGUCGUACUGCACUCCCCCUCCCCCGCGCGCGACCCCUUUGUGCACGUACUCAAACCUCGUGACCCAGAGCAAGCUUCUGUUUGUUGUUAUCCUGCGGUAGCUACUGGAGCUAGCUAACUAGCAAAUGACUCGCUCUCGCGCAUCUGUGUUCGCUCGUGCAUGAUUGCGCGUCCAUGUACUUGGAAUGGGUGGAGUCAGAGUCAGCGUUGAAGGAGAGGGGGUAGGACCAUUUGAGUUGUGUAUUUUCAAAAUCUGCUGGCAUUUCGCAAAUCCCAUACCCAACCUUUAAGACACAAUAAUAUAUACCAUUAUAUUUCAUCUGAACAACCUUGAGCUACAUGCCUUAGCCUUAUUCCAUCCUUCUGGCUUUUUCAAUCCAAAUAAAUAUUGUUCUUUGAA